Columba livia (rock pigeon) is the source of this 2962-nucleotide messenger RNA. RefSeq names its product chromosome 14 C5orf24 homolog (gene C14H5orf24). The record is from RefSeq and is a predicted model, not a curated record. The coding region runs from base 161 to 628 and encodes 155 amino acids. NCBI's taxonomy places the organism in Eukaryota, Metazoa, Chordata, Aves, Columbiformes, Columbidae. The transcript is spliced from 3 exons.
GCGCGUCCCCGCUCGGGAGCGCGCCCCCGCCCUCCCGCCCGCGCCCGCCGCAGCGCCGCUCCCUGCAGCCGCCCGGCGGGGUGUGGGGGAGGCGGCCGCUCGCUCCCACCCACCGCCCGCUCUCCCGCCACCCUGCAAGUCGCCCCGAUCUCCUCAGAAAAUGAUGCACCCGGUUGCCAGCAGCAAUCCAGCUUACUGUGGGACCGGCAAGAGUUCUUGCCUUAACGAAGACAACGUGAGAGCUGCCGAUCAGUUUGACUUGUACGCUACACAGCAAAGCAAAUAUAGCCACGCAGUCAGCCACAAACCGAUUGCGUGCCAGAGACAAGAUGCGUUGAACGAAUCGCACUUGCAGACCACAAGUGGCAGGAAUAUAGAGACAAAAGAUGAACUGAAGAAAAAGAAAAACCUCAACCGAUCUGGUAAACGUGGAAGGCCAUCAGGGACCACCAAAUCAGCAGGGUACCGAACCAGCACAGGUCGACCCCUGGGGACCACCAAAGCAGCUGGAUUUAAGACAAGUCCAGGCAGACCCUUGGGUACAACUAAAGCAGCAGGAUACAAAGUCAGCCCAGGCAGACCUCCAGGAAAAAAGCAGCAAGCCUUCAGGUGUUCCAGUGAUGCCUAACACAUAUUGAGCUGGACUUUAUGCUGUACUUUACAAUAGGUGUGUUGAAUUGUUUUGGGGGAACUGUGUAUGCACUGGCAACUAAGACAAUGAACCUCAACGGCUCCUUAGUCGAUAGAUGAACUAACGGCAGCUAAACUGCUACUAAAAAUAGUUUCUUCAUGCUGAAGCUAUGACAUCCAGUUUUAUGUUCUGUUCCUCAACAAACUCGCGAAUCUGAAAUUUAGCAAUCUUUCUCAGAACGAUGUAACUUCCGACCCAUGCAAAAUGCUAACGUGAGUAAAUUCACCCUCAGGAUCUGUGUUGUAUUGGCUGUUUUUAAUCAGAUGAUUUUUCAAAAAAAGACUGCUUUAAGUUCUUUCCUGAACUCAGCUGGGAAAGCCGUCCUCUUCAGCUGAAUGGAGUAACUGCACCUCGCUGCAAGGAACAACACGUGUUGCAUGUCACCGCUGUACCUUGGAGAAACUCCACGUCUUACCUCCUCCUUGAUCCUCUUCGCUCCUGUUUUGUUUCUCACUUUUGCAUCUACUCGAUGGUGCUGUGCCGUGUGUCAGGAGAUAAUGCAGAUGUAUUGCCGUUCUGCUAGUAUAAUGAAUUUUGUAUCGAGUAUGCUGAUGAACUAAUGAAAUCAUCUAAGCAGUUUCUGUUCAUUACCAUGUUUAUUGAUUAGAUCAGAUGGAAUAUAAUCCCAGAAAAAACAAACAAACAAAACACAAACAAUUAACGUUGUCAAUUGUGAAAUUAUGAACAUAAAGUAGAAAAGUGUUCUGAGAGUCUGUAACGGGCUGCUUGGCACUCUAGUUUUAGUUAGGAGACCAGAAAUGCACUGCUGAGCAUUUCCUAAUUCUGGUUUAUUUGAUAUCUGACUACAGCUUCCUGGUGCCGUGCAGUGAGGGGAAGAAAAAAGAAGAGAUUCAAAAUGAACUAGAAAUGAAAUUUUCAAAUACUUCUGCUUUUCCUAUGUAUAAUCUGCAGAAUACAUUGUACUCUUUUUCAACACUUUUCUUUCCGUGAGAAACACUGAAACAGCAUGCUAAUGCCUAAACUUUCUUAGUAUCAAUGGGAAAACUGGUCUUUUCCCCCCAUAGUAUGAAAACAUUACUUGCAAGGUAAAUUGCUUAUUUUAUGUAUCAUAAUUCAGCUAUUCAUAAACUAGGGUCACUGUUGUGUGUUAACACUGUUUGGAAGAUCUACAUGUCAAGUUUGUUUUUUAAUAAUUUCUUUUAAUUAUCAAGUUUCUAACAUCUUAUUUAUACAUAAAUAAAAUGUAUUAGCUUGCUAUUAUUCCUUAAUGAUGCUAUACAGUUCACUGUUUAAUAUACAUAUAAUAACUGCUAUUCAGUUUCUGAUUAAAUUUACUUAAACUUUAAAACCAAAUAAUUUUUCUAUUAUAAAGUCUUGCACUGGACAUAUUUAAGAUGCUAGCACCCUAUUUUGGCAGAAAAAAACUCAGAUACCAUCAGAAGUGGCUGACUUUGAUAUCAAAGGUAGUAUUUUUAAAAUCAGCAGUUAGCUUUGUCACUAAAGCAAUGUUUUUUAUAUCUUGGAUUUAGUAUCAAGAGCCAUUAAAGAUCUCUGUUCUGAAUGAAUAUAUUUUAUUUUGUCUGAAAGAUCUUAAGAGUUCAGUCAGGACGAAACCAAGCCUUGUCAGUGAAAAGUGAUGUGUCUGUGAAAAGAAUUACUUGGAACUACAAUACACAGAGUACACAGAUACAGUACAAUACACAGAUGAGAAUUUAACUCCCUCCCCCAUUUUUGAAGAGCUUUAAAAGGCAGAGCAAUGUGAAGUCAUUUGUCCGAUGGUUUCAUUAGCUGUAACUCUGCUAUUCUUUGUUAUGUGUGUAAUAAUGUUUCACGCUAUCCUUAGAGUUGACAAUUAAAACAGUUGAUAACAAUCAUAAAUACUUUGAACUGCAGACUUCAUUUCUGACCACAGAAGUUUAUUCUUUUCUAUUUUAAUGCAUAUAUUUUAACACUGCUUAAAUAUAUUUAUGAAUUUAGUAGAGACUAGACCUUUCUCCUUGUGAUUUUUUUUUUCCAAAUAGAUAAAUCUGUAUUCUGAAAUUUGAACCACUUUCUGAUACUUUAAUCUUUCAUCAUUGGCUUUUCCACAGGUUUACUUUGCAGGAAACAGUAAUCUGUUAAAUAACUAGUAUCAGCACCCAGUCCUCUGCUGUAAAAAGCCUGAUUAGAUACUGUGUAUGUUUUUAUGUCCAUGAACUUGAGCUACUCGUGUGCAAUUAUGUGUAUGGGAAUGGAGUAGUGUUCAUGAUCUGUAUUUACAUCAUCAUAUGGAUGUAUAUUUAUUAAUAAAGUUAAUACUUUAAAACCUAA